GGGCUGGGAUCUGGUGCGGGAGGCUGCAGGUGGAGCCGAGCCACUGGAGAAAGAGGACAAGUGGACGGCGGAGAUUAUGUGGAAGGGAUCGAAGGUCAAGGUCGGGGCCUUGAGUUCUCUAAGGCGUGCCGUCGUCAAGAGGAACUUUACCAGAGAGGUUGAGGCUUCUUCCGAAAACGGCGUCAUUCAGUGGGACGAGGAGUUUCACAGCGUUUGCUCUUUCUCGGCUUACAAGGACAAUGUGUUUCACCCUUGGGAGAUCGUCUUCACUGUCUUCAAUGAAUUGAUAAUGAAAUUUGGUAUAAAGUUUUGAUGGGAUAUGGAGGAAUUUUGCUGUUUCUGUUCCUUUUUGGUUAAAUUUCAUAUCCUUAUGUGUGUUGUUUAAAAAAAUAAUAAUUAUAUGUUAUUUAGAGAAUUUAUUCUGAAAAUAGCUUGAAAGUAGAGACCUAAUUUUUGAACUUAAAAUUAGAUACUUAUUGUAUGUGCCUGCAACUCCUAAUUUCCCUUUCAAAGCUGUUGUUGUCAUUUGACUUCGUCUCCAGAGGAUUUCUUUUAAAUUUCUUUAAAAUAAAAUCUUCUCCCUGUAUAAUCAAGGGUUGGGUUGGAUUUAGUGGAGUAUUAUUUUUUUUUUAUGCGUUUAACAGGGUCAAAUUUUGGCUGUUGGACUUUUUUGGAGGGUCAUUGACUGGGGGCCUUUUCACACUGAGACUUAGAGACAGAGUUAACAAUAGAUUGGAGCGGUGUUGUUGAAAAUCAUAUAUUGAUCGUCAAGGGGGUUUUUCAGCCCAUAAGCUUUACAAUCUAUGAAUAGUUGCUUUAAUUACCCAUUCCUCAAGGGUUUGAAUCAAGGGCCCAAAAACAAGGCUCCUGUUGUUGGAUCAGCAUCAGUGAACCUUGCUGAAUUUGUUUUGGAAGCUGAACAGAAGGAGCUUCAGUUAAACAUCCCCCUCACAUCAUCUGGUGCUGCUGCUGAGCCAUGCCCCUCACUUUGUAUAUCACUCAGCUUAUUGGAACUGAGAACUGCUCAAGAAAUCACAGAGCCUGUGCAAAGAUCACUUGUGCCUGUUCCAUCACCGCCUCAGUCAGCAGAGACUAUCUCGACAGAAAAAGAUGAGCUUUCUGCUCUUAAAGCUGGGCUUAGAAAAGUAAAGAUUUUUACCGAGUAUGUGUCUGCUAGAAAAGCAAAAAAGCCCUGUCGUGAGGAGGAUGGCAGUGAGGGUAGGUGCUCUGCCAGGAGUGAGGAUGGUGAGUAUAACUAUCCUUUUGACUCUGAUUCACUUGAUGAUUUUGAGGAAGGUGAAUCAGAAGAGGUCAAAGAGGAUUCCACUGUUAGGAAGUCAUUCAGUUAUGGCACACUGGCUCAUGCAAAUUAUGCUGGAGGAUCAAUUUACUCCAAUAUGAGAAUCAAUGGUGAAGGUGAGGAUUGGGUUUACUACAGCAAUCGUAAAUCAGAUGUGGGGUGCUCGCAGGCUGAGGAUUCAACUGCAUCAGUCUCUGAGCCGUCUGCAAGUUCAAAGCGAGGCUUACUAUCAUGGAGGAAGAGAAAGCUGAGCUUCAUUCGCUCUCCUAAAGCCAAAGGAGAACCGUUGUUAAAGAAGGCCUAUGGUGAAGAAGGUGGUGAUGACAUUGAUUUUGAUCGUCGGCAGCUUAGCUCCGAUGAAUCCCUAUCUCUCGGGUGGAACAAGACGGAGGAGGAUUCAUCUGCUAAUCGGUCGUCAGUGUCUGAAUUUGGAGAUGAUAAUUUUGCCAUAGGUAGUUGGGAGAACAAGGAAGUGACAAACCGUGAUGGACACAUGAAGCUUCAAACUGAGAUCUUUUUUGCUUCUAUCGAUCAGCGGAGUGAGCGAGCAGCAGGCGAGAGUGCAUGCACAGCUCUUGUGGCAGUAAUUGCCGAUUGGUUUCAGAAUAACCGAGAGCUCAUGCCCAUAAAGUCCCAGUUUGAUAGUCUGAUUCGAGAAGGCUCAUUAGAAUGGAGGAAUCUUUGUGAAAAUGAGACCUAUAGGGAGCGAUUUCCUGACAAGCACUUUGAUCUUGAAACAGUCCUUCAAGCCAAAAUACGUCCUCUUUCUGUAGUUUCGGGGAAAUCCUUUAUUGGGUUUUUCCAUCCCGAGGUAGUGGAAGAGGGACGAUUUGACUUUUUACAUGGUGCAAUGUCCUUUGAUAACAUUUGGGAUGAGAUUAGCCGUGCUGGAUCAGAAUGUGCUAGCAAUGGUGAACCUCAAGUUUAUAUUGUCAGCUGGAAUGACCAUUUCUUCAUCCUCAAGGUGGAAGCAGAAGCUUAUUACAUCAUUGAUACACUAGGGGAGAGGCUAUAUGAGGGAUGCAACCAGGCAUAUAUCUUAAAGUUUGACCGCAGCACGAUAAUUUACAAAAUGCAAAAUAUUGCAGAAUCAUCUGAUGACAAAACAUCCAGUGAUCAGCCAAUUGUGGCAGGAGCAGGUGAAUCCAAGAACCAGCAGGCCCAGCAAGCUGAGCAAGUCAAUGAAAAGGAGGAAGGAUCUACAGUAGAGGCAGAGAUAACCAAGCUGGAGGAGCAGAAGGAGGAAGAGGAGGUUGUGUGUCGAGGGAAGGAGUCAUGCAAAGAAUAUAUAAAGAGCUUUUUGGCUGCAAUUCCAAUAAGGGAAUUGCAGGCAGAUAUCAAGAAAGGGCUAAUGGCAUCCACACCUCUUCAUCACCGGUUACAGAUUGAAUUCCACUACACCCAGUUCUUAAAACUGUUGCCUACUACUCCGGUCGCAGAAGUGACGGCAAAUGCUUCACAAAGUCCCGAACUUUCCACAACAGAGGUUGCUGCAUAAGAGAACGUAAAUUGUAGGAAGUGUGAUUACUCUAACUGUUUUGUUUUUUCCUUUGUUUUUUCCUGAGUGUUAUUAAUGGGAGCAGGGAUUUAACCAAUAGGAAAGUUGUCUUAAGCUUUUUGAGUGGCAUGGGAGAGGUAAAGCUUGUAUCCCUUUCUAAUUUAGGCUGGAAAUGAAAGUGUAUGAAUUAGGCUGGAAAUGAAAGUGUGUUUCCACGGUUGGAGCUUUGUGUUUGUUAACCUAAUUUUGUGGCAUAGUCCUUAACUAUGACCGUUAAUUACAUGACCCUGUACUUUCUCUUUCAUC
Messenger RNA from Prunus avium (sweet cherry), 3104 nucleotides. Its product is annotated as structural maintenance of chromosomes flexible hinge domain protein. The record is from RefSeq and is a predicted model, not a curated record. NCBI's taxonomy places the organism in Eukaryota, Viridiplantae, Streptophyta, Magnoliopsida, Rosales, Rosaceae.